Molecule: messenger RNA, 2535 nt
Organism: Clunio marinus
Lineage: Eukaryota; Metazoa; Arthropoda; Insecta; Diptera; Chironomidae
Source: the annotation of a GenBank genome assembly
GAAAACCAGAAUUUCAAGUUCAUCCGAAAGUAAAUAGGAAAAAGUAAAGAAAUUACGAGAGGUUUUGUAUUAUAUUUAACUCCAAAUCAUUAUUUUAACCCUCGAAAAUCUUUUCAUCGAAAGCAAAAACGUAAACAGUUUAAAUUUACCUGUUUAAAUGCAAAUAACAUUGCAUAAAGUAACACAAAGACCUUAAAUCUGUGGACAUUGCAAUUUAAUCAAUAAUAUUAGCAAUUCUCGUAUAUUAUUGUGAUGCUUUCAUAAAUUUUACCAACUAAACAUUUCCAAAACUGUUUUUGCUUUGAAAAAUUAAAUUUAACAACGAAAUAAAAAUACAAGAAGAAGAAAUGAUGCAGUUAAUCAAAUGUCGGGGCUCCAUUCGGCUUGUCACAUCUUUACUACAAAAUGGCUCAGAAAAUUUUCAUCAGAAACAUCAAAAACUUCGGAAAUUCUCAAUUUUUAUUGAUAAAACUAAAUUAAUGAAUAGCGAUAAAGUUAGAAAUUGCAUUAUUCAAUCGUUUCAAAGAGUCUCAACAUCAAUAACAGAUUUAAAAGAUCCCCGCCUUUUACGUGAAAAGACAUUCGAAAUAAAGACAAAGAAUGGAAGUUUAAUUGUUCGUACCACCGUUUCUGAUUCCAAUAAAGUUGACAAUGUUGUGAUUGAAAAAAAUCCAGCAGAAAAAGCUGACACAUCAAAAGCAGAAGAGCCAAAGAAACAACUUACAGAGAAAGAGAUUUUGGCUGAGAAAAAUAAAGAACUAGCAAAGAAAAGAGUUCGCGUUAAUUUUACGCAAUCAUCACUGGAACGGAAUUUCAUCACACCAAAUCGUGCGAUGUCAGAUUUUCUUCUGAAACCAGCAGAUUUAGAAGGACUACCGAAGACAAAACGACGUUCUCCAUAUGAAGAAGAACCUCCGAUCACAGUUUUUUGGCGAAAAGAUGUCGAAGCAAAAGCCAUAACUGUUUGGGGAACGCGAGAAAAUCUUCUCAAAGAAUGUUUAAAACGAGAACUUGAAAAGAAGCAACUGCAACAAAAUGCUUUUACAAUGAAACGAAGACUACGCGAUUAUCGUCGAGAAAUGGGAUCACGUACAAAUGUGCCUGAACACGAAGCUGGUGGACUUAUGGGAAAUUCAGGACGAGUUGUCUUAACUGCCGUCGCUAUUAAUGCAACAAAUUUUUGCUUCAAAUGUUUCGCAUGGAUUUACACAGGAUCGCAUAGUAUGUUUGCUGAAUGUAUUCAUUCAUUAGCUGAUACAAUUAAUCAAUUGAUUCUCGCUUAUGGAAUCCACAAAUCAACUCAAAUUGCUGAUCCGAAUCAUCCUUACGGCUAUUCCAAUAUGCGUUAUGUUUCAUCACUAAUUUCUGGUGUUGGAAUCUUCUGCGUUGGAACGGGGUUGUCAUUUUAUCAUGGAAUUGUUGGAUUAAUGCAUCCACAACCAAUUGAAGAUUUUUAUUGGGCCUUCUUUAUUCUCGGUGGAUCAUUAGUGUCUGAAGGAGCGACUCUAGUUGUUGCUAUUAAUAGCGUUAAACAAGGAGCGAAAUCUAUGGGAAUGUCGUUCAAACAGUAUGUUGCUCGUGGACAAGAUCCUUGUGUAAAUGUUGUACUUACUGAAGAUGCUGCAGCUGUUUUAUCAGUCGGUCUUGCUGCAUCUUGUAUGGCUUUGUCAACAGUAACUGGAUCACCGAUUCCAGAUGCUGUUGGAUCGCUUCUAGUCGGAUGCAUGCUUGGCGCUGUUGCCUCAUUCAUCAUCUACACGAAUGUUGCUGCUUUAAUGGGACGAUCAAUUCAAGAAGAACAAUUAGAGAAGAUUAACGCUGAACUUGAAAGCGAUAUAAUGAUUAGAGCCAUUCAUGAUGUCAAAGGAAUUGACAUGGGAAACUCUUUGGUUCGUUAUAAAGCUGAAAUGGAUUUCGAUGGGAGGGAACUUUCAAGAGUUUAUCUUGACAAACAAGACUUGAACGCUUUACUUGAGGAAGUGAAAACUUUCCAAACUAUCGAUGAACUUGAAGCAUUUUUAUUGAAGCAUGGCGAGAAUAUUGUGGAUUUGAUGGGAGGAGAAAUUGACAGAAUCGAGAUGAAAUUGAGGAAAAAAUUCCCACAAAUUCGUCAUUGUGACUUGGAAAUCUUGUAAACAUUUUCUUAAAACAACUUCCUUUGAUUGACAAUGCUUCCGGAUUUUGACGCUUUUGAGUUUAAUUCACUAAAUAGAAUAAGCUAAAGAAUGUCUUUCAAAUACUCAAAUCAUUUUCUAAAAUAUUGAAAAAGUUUCCUUACUGAAUAUGUUCUUGUCUUUUUAAUAUUUACAAAUUUCAACUCGACCAUUUGUUUAUUUUAAACAAACUGUGAUUUAAUUCUUUUUUGUUGUCUGUUUUCGAAAGUUAAAUUAAUUAAAUGGCAACUAUUAAAAUGGAAAGUUUUCAGUACUCUCAGAACUUUCAAAGUUCUACUUCAAUAUUCAAUUAAUUUGUUUCAAAAUGUAAUGAAAGCUGCAGAAAAUAAAAAAAAUUUAAAACAACUUUGAUUGCAGAAUA